Lytechinus pictus (painted urchin) is the source of this 5989-nucleotide messenger RNA. Its product is annotated as adhesion G protein-coupled receptor L1-like. The record is from RefSeq and is a predicted model, not a curated record. Gene Ontology annotation, molecular function: G protein-coupled receptor activity. Gene Ontology annotation, biological process: cell surface receptor signaling pathway; adenylate cyclase-activating G protein-coupled receptor signaling pathway. Gene Ontology annotation, cellular component: plasma membrane. NCBI's taxonomy places the organism in Eukaryota, Metazoa, Echinodermata, Echinoidea, Temnopleuroida, Toxopneustidae. The coding region runs from base 126 to 3470 and encodes 1114 amino acids. The transcript is spliced from 25 exons.
AGGUAACCUUCCUUCAAGUGAAGCAUCCGCUGUGUUACACCAAACAGGAAAACCUCUUGGAAAGGUCACCGAUUGUGUGUUUACUACAGGCGGCAAAUCUAUAGUUUUAGCUGUGAAAAGAGAAAAUGUGGAGAGUGAUUGUUCUAUUGCUGGCCUCAAUAUCUGCCUUUAUUCAUCAGUCUUCAGCAUUUGCUGUGGCCUUACGAAAGCUACAAUGCAAUGCAGGAUUUUACAAGUAUCCGACUUGCGCAGACACCCCAGCCGGGUAUUGGUGCGAAUGUGGGACCGGGUUUGAGUGGAAUAGCAAUAUUUGCAUGACUGAAUCGGUGGAUUCACGCCUGGACUUCAGGCAGGAUCUUUCGAGUUACGCCAUCAUCCUUGGCAAGAAUAUGCCUCUCUUUGAAGCAUUCACAGUCACUGCCUGGAUCAAUGUAGAACAAAAUGUUACCAGGCAUGAACCCAUUCUGAUGGCUUACUCCGUCGGGAUGGAGAAUCAGUUCCACAUCAACAUCGGCAACGAUUUCAUCAUCGGUAUUGGCGGGAACAGGCCGCAGAGAGCAAGGAACUGGGGUCUUGAGGUCGGCAGGUGGGUCCAUGUAGCAGUCACCUGGGAUAGAGAUGGAUCGUGGACCCUCUACAAGAAUGGCAUCCGGAGGGGAGGUAACAACCAACUUCCCAUCGCUGAUCACCUCAAAGCCGGUGGUGAUCUGACAAUAGGUCACAUGAUACAUCAUUUGACCAAUCACAGCCUUGGUUUCCUGGGCCAGCUGAGUCACGUGCACUUAUGGAAUGAGAUACUGAAUGUGACGUAUAUCCAGACGAUAGCCAAUGAUUGCACAUUCACCUACUGUGGGAACGUAGCCGAAUGGGUGGACUUCAGGAGUGGCACGAGGGGAACCUCCAAACUUCGGUGGCCCUCUGGAGUGUUCGAUGAAUGUCUGGUCAACAAAGCUGAAGCUUGUGAUAGUCAUUGCAGUGAAACGAAUGGUCCUCAGUGCAACCAAGAGUAUGCCAAGAACACCUUGUGGCCUCGCACUCCUACAGGGCAUAACUCAACAAGACCAUGUCCUGGCAUAUCGUCAGGAGAAGCAAAUCGAAUGUGUAUGCAAGAAGAAAACAUUGGUAUUUGGAUGGAGACUAACUUCUCGACGUGUGUUUCAUCAGACCUUCGGGAUCUAAAACAAGAGAUUGAGAGCAACAUUUCAGACCUCAACAUCCUCACGUACCUGGAGCGCCUUUACAACUCGACGUCAUCGAAGAAGACAAACCCGUCUGACCUAUCGACCAGCAUCACGUGUUUACAACUGAUCGUAGAUGCUCAGGCGAGGGCGCUCUCUAGUUACAAAUGGACCGAUAAUAUGUUGAAGUUCAACAAAAAUGCAAGGAGACCGGCUUAUCCAUGGAUUGAGGAGACUAACAAAUUCGUCAGGUGGGUAACGGACACCGUCGACAACAUCAUCGACCAGCGUAACGACGUCGCCUGGAACGCCACACUCCCUCGAGGGGCUCAAGCGGUCGAACUUUUAAACGUCAUGGAGAAGUUCGUCAAUCUCUUUGCUCGCAGUUUUCUCCGUCACAUUAAGCGAGGAGACAUCAAUGAGGAAGAGGGACAGAAGGCUUUCGACCGGCAAAAUAUCGCCAUUUACGUUGAAACAGUGCGGCCUUCCGAGUUUGCGGGAUCUUUUUUUCCUGAUAUCACCAAGCGUAGUAUGUCUUCUAUGAACCCCGAGGAAGGGAGGGCUCUUAUACCAGAGACACUCUUUGAUAACUUGCACACUGAUCUUCAAGAAACCAGAAUGGCCGUCUUUUACGUCCGAUAUGAGAAAAUUGCAAGAUAUUUACCAAAUCACCCUGAUCAAGUUAUUGUCAAGUACUACCGUGACAAGGAAAAAGAGCACAGGCAUAAGGAUGACAACGUUAACUCGGUUGUCAUAACAACGGGUGUCUUCGCGGAAAUAGACGUCCAUGAUGCAUUCGCUAAUCUCACCGACCCCAUCGAAGUCAAUUUCAAAUUCACCGAUUCAUUUAAUAUUUCAAAUCCAGAAUGUGUUGCGAUCGACAUAAGUGGUGGAUCUAAUAAUUGGCGUUGGCGCCUAUCUGAGCUCACAAAUAUAUCCGAGGGUGAAUUCGCAACGUGCUUCUAUGACCAGCUCGGCACUUUUGCAGUCACCACAGACAUGUAUAACAUCAACUGGGACCCGGGAGACCCACCCCGUUUUGUGAUGACAGCUGCUGGGUACAUUGGAAUACUGGUUCUCAUCACCAUGCUCAUUAUCUCGCUCUCAGUAUUCUUUUAUCUCAGGUGUACAACCGACACAGUCGCGGUACAUCGCAACUUGGCAGGCUCACUCAUAGUUCUUCAUCUUCUUUUUAUGAUCGGUAUUACGAGACAAGAAAAUGCUACGGUUUGCAAGAUAUUUGCUAUUUCGAUACACUUCUUCUUCACCACUUCAUUUUGUUGGAUAUGCAACGAGGCUUUUAAUCUUUAUAUCGAAGUAGCAAACUCCAUCCACGCCGACACACAACAGCAAAGGCCAAUGUUGCGCUAUUACGUCAUCGGAUGGUUCGUUCCCGCCGUCUUAGUCUUUUCUCUUGUACAAAGCAAGUGGGAAACAUACUUCUCUCCUGAUGUAUGUUUUAUCAACUUUGAUCAUAUAUGGCUUUUUGCUGGACCCGCAGGAGGCUUCUGGGCCAUCACAGUAUUCGUAUUGGUAUACACGGGCAAAGACAUCAUGGAGAGCUCGUAUUCAAAAGACAAGGAAGCUAAUAAAGUAAUCAGUAAUCACUGCAAAGGCUGUUGGAUACAAGUUGUUCUCAUGGCCAUAGCAUGGGCUUUUGCAAUAAUCUCAGUGGAUUUGUACAGUAUCAUACCACAGAUCCUCUUCGCUAUGUUUGCUAUACUACAGGGGGCUUUCUUCUUCGUCUUCUUCUGUACACUCGAUGGGGAGAUCACAGAGAUAUUAGCGGAGAGGCGCUCGUCAAUGGGCUUUAAUGUGUCUCCACAUGGACUUCAAAGAUCUACGAAGUACAGCGUUUACAGAAGAUAUUUACCGCCAAGGACAAGUUCUAGACGGUCGCAGGCGCCCUCUCACAUCCAUAGUCCAUCUUCACACGGAAGUAAUCCUUACCCACCCUCGGACCGGCCCCGUGAAUCACUUGAACUUCAGUCUCAGCCGAGGGAACGAGGUGGCAGCUGGCAAGGCGGCAGCACAGACACCAAUCCUGGCGUCGGUACCGGUGGCGGCGAUGGUGACCGCAGCCCUUCCUUUGCCCGAUGGGGUUCGACUGCGGUGCAGGCACUUCGGCGACAGCAGCAUUUAGCAAGGAAGGACAGUGACGCUAAGCGUGAGGUACUGUCACGCUUCUUUCGAGAUGACGAAGUAAGAGGGGCAUUAGAUCCCCCUUCGCCGAUCCCAGAGGCAGACAAUACGAAUGCAGAUGAAGAGGAUCGUCUUGUUACUUCCGUGUGAGCAUCAGCUGUCGGGGUCAGCGAAAUAUUCUUUCGAAAUACAAACGAGCAUACUAGGAACCAGUCUAAGAAAUUCCCGUUUCAGGCGAAACAGGAAUUCGUCAUUUUUAGCAUGGACCUACUACAUGUUUUGAGCGAAUUCUAAUAUACAUUCUCGACGGAGUACCAUUCGAACAUGGCGAAUGGAGUUCCCUCUAAACGUGCUAAAUGCGCGUUUUGAGGUCUGUAUAAAGAGUCAUACAAUUUGUACAUGGCUGUACGCAUUACUGUAGUCAUGAUUUGUCAGGAUUUUUUUAAUAUUCUUUCUUAAUAAAUCCUAACGGUUUGAUCAGAAACUAAGACGACAAGUGUAAUUUACAUUUGGCAUGUUUGGCUCACUUGAAACAUAUUGUUAAAAAGUUCAGUUCAUGGACAAAAUGGUAUUCUUCAAGCUGGAAACAUAAAUUUAGAUCUGCCCGUAAACCAAAUUUGUAUGGGUUGUUUGAAAUUUUACCGUCAGACACGGUUCCUGUAAUCUUAGUUUGGUAGGCAAGAAUAUAUCACACUCACACGUUAUGUGCGUAUGCGUUUACACUGUACAUGGCCCUAUUAGACGUCAUCAUAGGUAAACUCAAAUACCUUCCCUGAUCGAAAACAUAGUUCACGAAUGCCAUUUCCUGUGGAGGUUGCAUGUAUAUUCGCCGAACAUGACCAAUUCGCGUUUCACCCCAAAUGGAAUCGCUAUGACCAUGGACGUAGUAGCUCCAUGCUAUGACUGACCAUAAGGGUAUAUUCUUGUAAAUGCACAUCAUCAAGGGUGUUGGAAGAUUGGGUCUAACAUAACUGGGUGUUUGAGGUCUGAUAAAGAUGUUGAAACACACACUGCAAAACCGGGUGUUUUGGAUUCAGUUUAAAGUUACAGCCACCAUUUAUCGAUCCUCAAACACAUGCUAAAUAAUAAGCAUUGUCCAUUCCGUGAUUAAUGAUGACGUGGAGCAUUGUCGUUUGAAAAUGCCACGCAAUUGAAGCAAAAAUACCGACUCGUGAUAUUGAGGUCCAUGUUUUAUGCACGGAUGAGCGCUAGCAGCAUCGUUAUUCACACCAGAAUUUCAAUGGUUGACUAGAAAGAACUACGAAGGACAGGUAAACACUAUUGUUCAUAUUACAUUCUUCAUGAAUAAUUUAGUCACGUGUUACUUUACGGCCAAUCAUAUGCUAGGAGUCCACUAGGCGGCGCCAAUUUGCGCUGCCCAGUUCGCGCCAAUGCAAAGCGGCUGUGGCGCCUCGUGUCGUCAAUAAGGUGACUAGUGGUAACAAGUGACUCAAACUGCAUCCCAACUGGCACGUUAUUACGCGCCAAAUGUUGAAUUUGGUGCGACGAAAAAAAAAAUGAAAUUUUGAAAGUGUCUUAAACAAAAAUUUCAAACAUUUAGAAAUUUUCGUCGCGCCAAAUUCAGUUUUUUGGCGCCAUAUACGAGCCACCACGCGCCAGUUGGGAGGUAGUUUGAGCCACUGCACGCCAUUGUAGGCACAUUUUUUGGCGACACUAGGCGCCACAGCCGAAAUAAAUGGGAGCAAACUGGCAACGGCCUAGUGGACAACCUAGCAGUAUUUUGAUUAGAGUCCACAUCACCAUCUCAUAGAUAUUCAUACUAGAGUAUACAGUAGAUGCGCAAAGAAAUAAUGAUGUAAUUUUUAUAAGCUUAUUUAUACCUUGUUUGGUGUAUGACUUGAUGAGUAGAAUCGCUGCAAAUUGCCAAAAUACUUAAUAAAUGUUGUAAAAAGUUUUGUACUGAUACAAUGCAGUGUAAUAAUAUUGUUAUAACUGAGAUAGAAAGUAAAAGAAACAUUUCAAACGAGUCUACAGUAUAUGUGUAUGCAACUAAUGAUGAUAAAUAUACCUAGUUCUUUAUAGCGCAUACUAUGCACCAUUUAAGCGCUUCCGCAGGAACCUAGAUAUAACACAAAUCACAAUUUACACAAAUCAAGAGGGUAAUAUUAUUUUGCAGGGUAAACUUUAUUUUAUUUGAUCAAGGCAACCAGCCAGUAUCGGCCGCACAGAAACGCUGUUAGCGUAACAUUGCGCUAACACUGCGCUAACAAAGGACCCUGUUACAACCGGUAAUGUCGAUCGCCGAGAUGGCUAAUGUUGGAUCAACGCUCACAAUCUGUUAACAAAUUAGCUGUUUACAACAUGGGUAGAAUGACUGCACAAAAAGCACUGUUAGGGCGCCGUUAGGCGCGAGUGUUGUUAGGGGAUUUUAGUUUAUUAGGCAAAAUCUAUUGUGCGUAGUGAUCUAGAUUUAAGUAAGAUUUAGUUAUGAUUAUAUGCACAUCCUACAAGUUUAAAAUAUUAUCUAGGAAAGGGUAAAGGAAUAGGCCUACAAACGUUUCCUUAUUUUUACAUUUUGAACAUGAAAUGGCAGCAAGUAGUAAAUAUAUAUUUACUGAUUUAAUUUUGUUAAAUAUCGAAUAAGCUUUAUAAAGAUCAAGAAAAUCAGCCUAUCAUGAUAUUACGAUGGAGAUUCUGUACCCCCCCCC